CUUGUGAACGGCCGGCCGGUCCAGCUGCACGCUCUCCUCUCUGCUGCUGCUGCCUCGGGGGGAAUUAAAUUAUUUCAAAACAACCACACAAGAGGAGGUGUACCGUUGGACACAGGGAGGCUGACCAGAGAGGAUGAGGACCGAGUUUUGGGACCCGCAGUAAGGGAAAGGAAGGAGGCGACAUGGCAGUGCAUGUUUUCAAAUGCCUGCGCCGGCCCGGGCGCUAGAACAGCCAACAGGCGUCUGUGGUUUGUGUGUUUGUGUGUGAGUGUGUGAGUGUGUAGGGCCGCCCAGUGUUUUGACAGGAGAGUUAUGGAAUAUGAGGAGCCCGACAUGCCCCCCGCUGACAACCCCAUCAAAAGAGGAGGAGCCGUGUCCAAGAAGACUCAUUUGACCCAGAUUGAAGUUAUCCCAUGUAAGAUCUGCGGUGAUAAGUCCUCUGGAGUUCAUUAUGGAGUCAUCACCUGUGAGGGCUGCAAGGGAUUUUUCCGGCGCAGCCAGCUGCCGACUGUAUCGUACUCCUGCUCCAGGCAGAACAACUGUCAGAUCGACCGGGCCAGCCGCAACCGCUGCCAACACUGCCGUCUGCAGAAAUGCUUGGCACAGGGCAUGAGCAGAGAUGCUGUGAAGUUCGGACGGAUGUCCAAACGCCAGCGUGACUCCCUGAUCGCCGAGGUGGAGAGGCACCGACAGCAGCAGCAGCAGCAGCAGCAGCAGCUUCAGGGAGACGCCCAGUCUCUCUUGUCCUUUCCCGCCAAGGCCCGUCAGGACCGCUCGCCACAGCUCCUCCAGCCCAUGGCCUCGGCCUACUCCUUCCCCGGGGACGCCGAGCUGCUGUCCUACACCGCUGAUGUUCACCCUUACCUGGUGUGCUCCCAGAACGAGUCGCAGGUGUCGGGCAUGAUCUACCGAACCUCCGGGGUGUCUCCCACAUCAAGAUCCCAGGGGAGGGGGGACAACAGCGGACAUCAUGACAUAAGAGGCUUUGACUCCAGACAGCCGUCGCAUGAUCUGGUGGCGAUUCAUUCCUACAACCCUCUGGAGGAUCCUUACAGCCUCUAUCCUCACUCUCUGAGAAACAUGGAUGAGCUGUGUGCCAGCAUUGUGCGCUCCCACAGAGAGACCAGCCAGUACAGAGUGGAGGAGCUACAGGCGCUCAAAUGGAAACUGCUCAGCAGAGAGGAGAUCCAAGCCUACCAGAGCAAAUCGGUGGAUGAAAUGUGGCAGCACUGCGCCAUCCGACUGACUGAUGCUGUGCAGUAUGUGGUGGAGUUUGCGAAACACAUCCCAGGCUUCCGUAUGCUCAGUCAGAACGACCAGAUUGCUCUCCUUAAGACUGGCUCCAUGGAGGUGGUUCUGGUGAGGAUGAGUCGCUUCUUCAACACAGAGAACAACACCGUCUUCUUUGAUGGGAAAUUUGCAGGAGUUGAAGUCUUUAAGUCUUUGGCAUGUGGUGAUUUAAUCACAGCGGUGUUUGACUUUGCUCACGGUAUGUGUGCUCUAAAACUCACCGAGCAGCAGAUCGCUCUCUUCAGUGCUCUGGUGCUGAUCAACACAGAUCGUCCAUGUCUGGAGGACAGAGGCAGAGUUCAGCGAGUGCAACGAAGCCUGGAGUUUGGACUCACACACAUUCUACACCGAGACAACCAAGAAAGUCUAAUGCAGAAGCUGUACCAGAGGAUGGCGGUGUUGCGUUCACUGUGCAGUCUGCACAUGGAGAAGCUGCGCUGGUUCAGUCAGCGUUACCCGCUCACCGCUCACUCUAUGUUCCCUCCGCUGUACAAGGAGCUGUUCGCCUCUGAGGCAGAGCUGCUGCCGGGGAUCACUCACUGAUGAUUUAUUAGAAUAUGCAAACACACACACACACACACACACAAACAUACACAAACACAUUAUUUUAAAUCUUGUUAUUUCUUCCUGACAGAAUCUAUUUUUCUAAUAAUGAAUAUAAAUGAGAAAAGCACAGUAAUCGUAGCGUGUUAAGUAUUACAUGAAUUCCAACAGAGUUUUUUGGUAGAUUGUGUCAAAUACAUAGAUUUCAAUAUUUUGAUAGCUUGAAAUUAUUUUUGAUUAUUCCAGGGAAACACAUUGUCAGUGGGGUACAGCAUUCAUUUUCUCUCAGGAUGUGCUGUUGUGAGUUACUGUGUGUCACAGUGUGUUUGGACAAAGAGAUUCAAAGAGGCAGGACACUGACUGUUGACAACUGAAAGUUAAAACGGUAAUCCACCCAGAAUUCAUAAAGUAUAAAAGUAUAAAGUAUAAAAAGUCACACAGAAUUCUACCAAGGUGAGACACAAAGAAAGAAUCAUCCAGUAAACAAACCAAGAAAUUUACUAGGAAUUUCACUCCAGUAUUACAUUGCUCUCAGAGGUGCUUAAAUUGAAAAAAGACCAACAGUAAAACACAGAAUAAUUAAAGCAAUAAGUUAUUUAAGUACACAAAAAUCUACAUAUAUACAAAUAGUGAGGAAAUGAGCUAUAGUGGAUCGUUGCUCUGAUGUAUUUAUGCAUAGUAUGUCAUUUUCUGUCGCUAGUGUGGUCUCUCAAUAAAAAAAAAACACCAAAAGAUGAAGGUGGGUGACAUCUUGAAGAAGCAACAUGUUCAGGUCUAGUCAUUUUAAUGCGGAAAGGUUAUACAUUAUGUCUUUAACGAAUGUGAAUAAUAAUCACGUGCAAAUCCAACAAUAGUGUUACAGAUGCUGACUCGGUUUUUAAUGAAAAAAUUAAUAUUACACAAUCCACAUCUGCAGUCAAAUCAUGUGCUCAAUAUGUCCCAACAGAGACUUGAGCAAUGGUGCAUAUUGGGAAGUUGAUGAUUUUUUUUUUCAUGCAUUUAACUGCGAUGUUGCAGAGUGACAACAAGUUGCUUUCAAACGAGCCAGAAGUUCUCUCAGUCUUUCAAGAGCCUGCAAAAUAGACUGCACCCACAUAUUACAUAUAUAUGUGAAGGUUAACAUAUUGCAUAACAAGUAUUCUCCACAAACCAUGAAAUAUUGGUGUGUGUUAAUUACAUAUUCUGGGUUAAACACACCCUCUGUGCAAGAGACAACCUGCCUCUUUGUGUCUGUUUGUCUGUAGAGAAAUGCCUCUCCUCAGGUUGAUGUUGUCACAGAUUGAUUAAAAAGUCCUACAAAGCAGAAGUACCUCUAAAUAAAAUAUUUUCCUUUGUGUUUAAAUAAAUCCUCACAGACUUUUAUAUCCUUUGAGCUUUGAAAAGAUGUUGCAUUAAAUGUAGAAAUUGAAAUAAGAAGUGAGAGAUACAGUAGAAAUCUCUUCCUGUGUGCAAACUUUUCCCUUUUUUUUCCAGAUUAACUUGCAUAUGUUUUGUUUUCUUUACAUAUCUUUGAAAAGAUCUUUUGUAAAGAGAAAAUGAUGAGAGGUUUCAGCAUUAAGUACUGUAUGUCCACAUGUAGUCCUCUCUGUUCCUGGAACAGCUGAGAUUAUAAUGAAGAUAAUUCCAUGUAAAUCUUCUAAUAAACUGCUGAAGCUGUGACACCAA
Centropristis striata (black sea bass) is the source of this 3498-nucleotide messenger RNA. RefSeq names its product RAR-related orphan receptor C (gene rorc). Gene Ontology annotation, molecular function: zinc ion binding; RNA polymerase II cis-regulatory region sequence-specific DNA binding; nuclear receptor activity. NCBI's taxonomy places the organism in Eukaryota, Metazoa, Chordata, Actinopteri, Perciformes, Serranidae. Gene Ontology annotation, biological process: regulation of transcription by RNA polymerase II. Gene Ontology annotation, cellular component: nucleus. The transcript is spliced from 13 exons. The record is from RefSeq and is a predicted model, not a curated record. The coding region runs from base 313 to 1833 and encodes 506 amino acids.